Molecule: messenger RNA, 423 nt
Organism: Trifolium pratense (red clover)
Lineage: Eukaryota; Viridiplantae; Streptophyta; Magnoliopsida; Fabales; Fabaceae
Exons: 1
Coding region: 1-423 (140 amino acids)
Molecular function (GO): nucleic acid binding; RNA-DNA hybrid ribonuclease activity
Source: RefSeq, a predicted model, not a curated record
AUGUGGAAUGAAUGGUGUGAUGCUCAAAGAACCACUAACACUACACAACUUAAUGAACAGGAACAACAGUUGCAUCGAUGGCUACCGCCGAGACAAGGUUGGCUAAAAUGUAAUGUCGAUGCCGGUUUUCACAACGAUGGAAGCAUUACAAGCGGAGGGUGGUGCAUUCGAGAUGAUGUGGGACAGUUCAUACAUGCAGGAUCUUAUUGGUUAAAUGGAAAAUAUUCAAUACUGGAAGCAGAGGCAUUGGCUAUCUUAGAGGCUAUGAAAGUAGUUUGCAAUAUGAACUUGGAGCAUGUCACGUUUGAGAGUGAUUCACAAAGUGUGGUUGCAGCAAUACAGGCCAAUCAUGUUGGUGUUUCAAACUUUAGUUUACUCAUUGCUAGUAUUAAGAGUUUGUUGAUUUUAAAGUACACCUUUUGA